Nymphaea colorata (pocket water lily) is the source of this 964-nucleotide messenger RNA. RefSeq names its product nucleoid-associated protein At2g24020, chloroplastic. The record is from RefSeq and is a predicted model, not a curated record. Gene Ontology annotation, molecular function: DNA binding. The coding region runs from base 135 to 731 and encodes 198 amino acids. The transcript is spliced from 7 exons. Lineage: Eukaryota; Viridiplantae; Streptophyta; Magnoliopsida; Nymphaeales; Nymphaeaceae.
AACCCAUAGAGCGGAGCCGUCACGCACGUCGGGGUCCGCACGUACGCGAUAUCUUUUGCCCCGCGUUAUCCGACUAUCCUUGCCUUCUGCAGAGUGCAGACAGAGGGAGUGUGUGCGGGGAAGGAAAGGAAGAGAUGGCGUCCAUCAACACUCUAACGAGCCACGUUUGUCACUUGAAGCACCUCGAUCGGAAGCAGAACCCUAUCUCUUCCUCUUGCUCCUCCUCUUGUAAUGGAUUAAUAAACAGGAGCACAAGUAAUGUACGUCAGCUAUCGCAGUCCUGCAAGAGAGCCCCACAUCCACAUACAAGAAGACCUUUGAAGAUAUACAGCCUGUUUGGAGGGAAAAAGGACGAUAAUGAAAAUAAUGAUGAAACCGCCAAGAAGGCAGGUUUAUUCGGGAACAUGCAAGGUCUGUAUGAGACAGUAAAGAAGGCUCAGAUGGUAGUCCAGGUUGAGGCAGUACGUGUCCAAAAGGAACUUGCUGCGGCAGAAUUUGAUGGUUAUUGUGAAGGUGAGCUCAUUAAGGUCACACUUUCAGGAAACCAACAACCUGUUCGUACAGAAAUUACUGAGGCUGCAAUGGAGUUGGGACCAGAGAAGCUUUCUCUUUUGGUCACUGAAGCCUACAAAGAUGCACAUCAGAAGAGUGUACAGGCUAUGAAGGAGAGAAUGAGCAAUCUUGCCCAGAGCCUAGGGAUGCCACCAGGGCUUAGUGAGGGACUUAAAUGAUCAGAUUAGAUUGACCUGCUGGUGAUGAGAGUUUCAGUUUUGUAAGCAAGCAAGCCAAAUUGGUCUGGCCCUCUAUGUCAAUUCAGUUGGUUAUUUUCGAAGCAUGUGCAUUCUUAAGUUUCAAAAGGUGAUAGAAUUGUUGCAUGGAUGUAUUUGUCGGUGCUGUAUUAUUUACUUGUGGCCAAAAUAACGGUAUCAUGAAAAGUAAGGAUGCAGGGUUAUAAAUUUUGGCA